CUAGGCUCGGUGGUAGCGCCGCGAGCCCCGGGUCCUUGCCUUCAGCAUCUUCACCUCGCUCCCCUUCCUCCGAAGUUGCGGAGGUGCCGGGAGGAGGAGGGGCUUCGCCUCGGGCGCCCGAGUGAUUGGCUGCCCCGGGCCCCUGGCGAGGGCUGUGUGGUGCAUCCCGGGUGGAGAGGGGCGGAGCGGCCACUGCUCUAACCACCGCCACAGUCGCAGCCGCCGCAGCCUUGGCCGCCCGGCAAGUAGCUCGGAGCGGCGGCUUCCUGGGAGCCCCGACGCGGGCCGGGGCUCCAGGCUCUGUUCGCUCCGUGCGGAGCCAUGCUGGGCAGCCGCGCGUAAUCUCCGCGCCUGGGUCGCCGUAGAUUCGACCCAGUGCACCGUCCCUCGCCGCAGCCCAGCUUUCCGUGCACGCAACUCCCUCAAGUCUCUGCCGACCCCUCGCAACCAUGCCCCGAGCGACUGCGCUCGGGGCCCUUGGGCCACUGCUGCUGCUGCUGCUGCUGCCGCUGCUGCCGCUGCCCCGCGACGCCGAGGGGCGCGGGGAGCGCUCCGACGCCGUCUCGGACUACUCGGCGCUGGAAGGCGAGGAGGGCGCGGAGCAGCAAUUGGAGCAUUACCACGACCCGUGCAAAGCCGCUGUCUUUUGGGGAGACAUUGCCUUAGAUGAAGAGGACCUGAAGUUAUUUCACAUCGACAAGGCUCGAGACUGGAUCAAGCAGUCGGUGGAGGAAACAGGACACGGAACAGGUGGGCUUGGAGAGCAGUCAUUGGAGAGCUGGCUGAAUGCUACAGCCGUGAAUGCCAGCAGUGAGGAAGCUAAAAAGGAUGGCAAAGAGAAUGGCAUGCUUCCACAGAGCCCUGGGACCUCAAAUGCUGGAGCUGAGACCUUCUCUCUCCGGGUCCGAAGAGCCACAACCUCAAGGGCCGAGAGGAUAUGGCCUGGAGGGGUCAUCCCCUAUGUCAUCGGCGGGAACUUUACAGGAAGCCAGAGGGCCAUUUUUAAGCAGGCCAUGAGACACUGGGAGAAGCACACCUGUGUGACCUUCAUAGAGAGGACGGAUGAAGAAAGCUUUAUUGUGUUCAGUUACAGAACCUGUGGCUGUUGUUCCUAUGUUGGGCGCAGAGGAGGAGGCCCACAGGCUAUAUCCAUUGGGAAAAACUGUGACAAGUUUGGCAUUGUGGCUCAUGAGCUGGGCCACGUGGUUGGGUUCUGGCAUGAACACACCCGCCCAGACAGAGAUCAGCAUGUCACCAUCAUCAGAGAAAACAUCCAGCCAGGUCAGGAGUAUAAUUUCUUAAAAAUGGAAGCUGGGGAAGUGAGUUCUCUGGGAGAGACGUACGACUUUGACAGCAUCAUGCACUAUGCCCGGAACACCUUCUCAAGAGGAGUUUUCUUAGACACCAUCCUUCCCCGUCGAGACGACAAUGGCAUCAGGCCAACCAUUGGCCAGCGUGUGCGGCUCAGUCAGGGAGACAUAGCUCAAGCCAGGAAGCUGUACAAAUGCCCAGCGUGUGGGGAGACCCUGCAGGACUCAACGGGAAACUUUUCCGCACCUGGGUUUCCAAACGGCUACCCUUCUUAUUCCCAUUGCAUCUGGAGGAUAUCCGUCACUCCAGGGGAGAAGAUCAUCUUAAACUUCACAUCCAUGGAUUUGUUUAAAAGCCGCCUGUGCUGGUACGACUACGUGGAGGUCCGGGAUGGUUACUGGAGAAAAGCGCCCCUGUUGGGUAGGUUCUGUGGCGAUAAAGCCCCGGAGCCCGUCACCUCCACGGACAGCCGGCUCUGGGUGGAGUUUCGGAGCAGCAGCAACAUCCUGGGCAAGGGUUUCUUCGCGGUGUAUGAAGCUACGUGUGGGGGAGACAUUAACAAAGACACAGGUCAGAUUCAAUCUCCCAACUACCCGGAUGACUACAGACCUUCCAAGGAAUGUGUUUGGAGAAUUACAGUUUCAGAGGGCUUUCACGUGGGGCUGACCUUCCAGGCUUUUGAGAUCGAAAGGCAUGACAGCUGUGCAUAUGACUACCUGGAAAUCCGCGAUGGCCUCACAGAGGAGAGCACCCUGAUUGGCCAACUUUGUGGCUAUGAGAAGCCAGAGGAUGUGAAAUCGAGCUCUAACAGAAUGUGGAUGAAGUUUGUGUCUGAUGGCUCUAUCAAUAAAGCGGGCUUUGCAGCCAAUUUUUUCAAGGAGGUGGAUGAGUGUUCCUGGCCAGAUCAUGGUGGGUGUGAGCAGCGCUGCAUGAACACUCUGGGUAGCUACAAGUGCGCGUGUAAUCCUGGCUAUGAGCUGGCCGCCAAUAAGAAGACGUGUGAAGUGGCCUGUGGCGGUUUCAUUACCAAGCUGAACGGAACCAUCAGCAGCCCUGGGUGGCCGAAGGAGUACCCUACCAACAAAAACUGUGUCUGGCAGGUGGUGGCUCCCACUCAGUACCGGAUCUCCCUUCAGUUUGAAGUGUUUGAACUGGAAGGCAAUGAUGUCUGUAAGUACGACUUCCUGGAGGUGCGCAGCGGCCUGUCGCCCGACGCCAGGCUGCACGGCAGGUUCUGCGGCUCCGAGACGCCCGAGGUCAUCACCUCGCAGAGCAACAACAUGCGCGUGGAGUUCAAGUCAGACAACACGGUCUCCAAACGUGGCUUCCGGGCCCACUUCUUCUCAGACAAGGACGAGUGUGCCAAGGACAACGGCGGGUGCCAGCAUGAGUGUGUCAACACGUUUGGGAGCUACCUGUGCCGGUGCAGGAAUGGCUACCAGCUCCAUGAGAAUGGACACGAUUGUAAAGAAGCUGGCUGUGCGCACAAGAUCAGCAAUGCAGAGGGGACUCUGGCGAGCCCCAACUGGCCUGACAAAUACCCCAGCCGGAGAGAGUGCACCUGGAACAUCUCUUCAACUGCAGGCCACAGGGUGAAACUCACAUUUAAUGAGUUUGAGAUCGAACAGCACCAGGAAUGUGCCUACGACCACCUGGAAGUGUACGAUGGGCCCGACAGCCUGGCCCCCAUCCUUGGCCGUUUCUGCGGCAGCAACAUCCCAGACCCCGUGGUGGCUUCAGGCAGCAGAUUGUUUCUCAGGUUUUAUUCGGAUGCCUCUGUGCAGAGGAAGGGCUUCCAGGCGGUGCACAGCACAGAGUGCGGGGGCAGGCUGAAGGCCGAAGUGGAGACCAAAGAGCUCUAUUCCCACGCCCAGUUUGGGGACAACAACUACCCGAGCCAGGCCCGCUGUGACUGGGUCAUCGUGGCGGAGGACGGCUACGGCGUGGAGUUGAUUUUCCGGAGCUUCGAAGUCGAGGAGGAGGCCGACUGCGGCUACGACUACAUGGAGGCCUUCGACGGCUACGACAGCACCGCGCCCAGGCUCGGCCGCUUCUGCGGCUCCGGGCCAUUGGAAGAAAUCUACUCUGCAGGGGAUUCUCUGAUGAUUCGGUUCCACACGGAUGACACCAUCAACAAGAAAGGCUUUCAGGCCCGGUACACCAGCACCAAGUUCCAGGACGCCCUGCACAUGAAGAAGUAA
Messenger RNA from Pteropus alecto (black flying fox), 3512 nucleotides. RefSeq names its product tolloid like 2 (gene TLL2). Gene Ontology annotation, molecular function: metalloendopeptidase activity; zinc ion binding; calcium ion binding. Lineage: Eukaryota; Metazoa; Chordata; Mammalia; Chiroptera; Pteropodidae. The transcript has 21 exons. Gene Ontology annotation, biological process: proteolysis. The record is from RefSeq and is a predicted model, not a curated record. Bases 450 to 3512 code for a protein of 1020 amino acids.